AUGUUCUCAAAUAUAGUGUGUCAGAAAAUGCUGCUAAUGUUCAUGUUGUUCUUAAUAAUUACCUGGAUAAUAUUUGUAAUUUCUCAAAAUUCUGCAAAGCUUUGGACCACUCUAAACAUAGCCAUCUCUUCCCAUCCCUGGAACAUAUCCAUGAAGUCCUCCUGUCCAGAAAUUCCAAUGAGCCAGUCAACAUUACCAACAAAGACUAAGCUAAGAGAGGAGAUCCCUAAAAUAACAGGCCACCAACAAGAGAAGUCACCAACAGAGACAGAGCUGAAAGUCAGGGAGAUCUUGGAGAAGCUAGAUCGACAGAUCCCUCCCAGACCCUUCACCCACCUCAACUACACCACAAGCGCCACACACAGCACAGCCACCAUCCUCAACCCUCGAGAUUCAUACUGUGUAGGGGACCAGCUGGACAUCCUGGUAGAAGCUAGAGACCACCUAGGAAACAAGAAGGGGUAUGGUGGGGACUUCCUGAGAGCCAGGAUGUCCUCCCCAGCCCUGAAGGCAGGUGCUUCUGAAAAGGUGACAGACUUCAACAAUGGCACCUACCUCAUCAGCUUCACUCUGUUCUGGGAGGGCCCAGUCUCCCUGUCUAUCCUGCUCAUGCACCCCAGUGAAGUGGCGUCAGCUCUCUGGAGAGCAAGGAACCAAGGCUAUGGCAGAAUUACCUUUAAAGGUAAUUUUGUUAAUGGCUUGUCCCAGGUCACAGCUGAAUGUGGCCUGACUCUAAAAUCAAGCAACGAGCUAUGCAAAUACCUGUACCGUGAUGGUGAGGAAGUCUUCUACUGCGUGAAACCUCAACAUAUGCCCUGUGAGGCCCUGACCCACGUGUGUACCAGGCAGCAAGGUCUUUCUUAUUUCACUGCCAAAGAAAAAAACUUUUUUGAGAAGUCAAACAUAGGAGUUGAACUGAUGAAGCACCCGAAGUCCAUUGCCGCCUCCCAGUGCGACAAGAGUGAAAACAUGAGAAAGAAAUGUGAGAUCGGAAUGGAAAUUCCCAUGCCUAGCGGUUACACUUUACGAGGAAGGUGGGUCCCGUGCACCCAGCGCCUGUUUAACUCAAGUCAGAUAAGUGACUGUUUGAAAGGAAAGCUCAUCUACCUCUGGGGAGACUCCACCCUGCGCCAGUGGAUCGAGUAUCUUCCCAAGGUUGCAAAAACACUGAAGCCUUUUGACCUUCAUGGGACUGGAGUAUAUAAGAAACAUUUGCUUUUGGAUGCUGAAAGGCACACACUGGUUGAAUGGAAGAAACACAGUCACCCUUUCAUCACUGUCCAGCUCUACUCUGUGAUAGAUGAUGGCUAUAUCCCUCAGGAAAUUGACCGCUUACUAGGCGACAAAGAUACUGUCAUAGUCAUUACCUUGGGCCAGCACUUCAGACCCUUCCCCAUGGAACUUUUCAUUCAUAGAGCCAUCAGUAUCCAAAAGGCUAUUGAACGGCUCUUCCUCAGAAGCCCUGAUACAAAAGUCUUCAUUAAGACAGAAAAUGUCAAGGAGAUGAACUUAGAUACAGAGAAAUUUGGAGACUUCCAUGGUCAUAUUCAGUAUCUAACCACAAAGGAGAUUUUCAAAGACCUUCAUGUGGGUACCAUUGAUGCCUGGGACAUGACCAUUGCAUGUGGUUCCAAUGUUCUCCAUCCAUCUGAUGAAGUCAUUGCAAAUCAGAUUGACAUGUUUUUAAACUACAUUUGCUAG
Mastomys coucha (southern multimammate mouse) is the source of this 1701-nucleotide messenger RNA. It is a transcript of the gene Nxpe1, whose product is annotated as neurexophilin and PC-esterase domain family member 1. The record is from RefSeq and is a predicted model, not a curated record. NCBI's taxonomy places the organism in Eukaryota, Metazoa, Chordata, Mammalia, Rodentia, Muridae.